UGGAUGGCUGCUGGAAACCCAUUGCCAUAGCCAGCUCUUCUUCAAUAUUGAAGGAUUUACCCUGGUAUUGAGUAAUGAGAAUUUCGAAACCAUAUUUGAGAAGUACAUCCAUCCAGUGCUAUUUGUGCUUACUUCUGAACAGUCAUUUUUUAACUGAGGCUGGCAUUCAUGUCUUCAUUUUGGGCUGUAUCAGUGUGAGUCUUCCUAAAACAGAAGCAAACUGGCAUGAUGUAAUAAGUGAUUUGAAAAAAUUUGAAACUCUUAUUCAGUCUAUACAUAUUGAUGCCACUUUAUAUACUGAGAGCAAUGUUGAUCUCCGUUGCAAAGUAACGGCGAUGAAAUGCUUUCUCCUGGAGUUACGUGUUAUUUCGCAGGAGUCGAAUAACGUGGACAUUAGACAGGUGAUCGAAAACCUCACCAUCCUAGCAAACAGCAGCUUAUCUUCUAAUAUGAAUAUAACUGAGUCUGGAUGCAAAGAAUGUGAACAACUGGAGGAAAAAAGUGUUGAAGAAUUUUUGCAAAGUUUUGUACAAAUUGUGCAAUUGUUCAUCCGCAUUUCUUGAUUGCAGCGAUCCUCUUCAGCGUGUCUCUUAUUUGUAAACAUCUUCCCAUUGCUCAGAGGCAACAAAACACUUUGCAUUUCCAGUGUGCUGCCAAAACAAGUGUUUCUAGCAAGAAGAUGAUCAGGGUCUUGGAACAGAUGAACUCCUAGAAAUGAAGGCAGAAAAAUAGCACUGAGUAACGUGGUGUCUAUGAACAUUUAUUUUUAACUUAUUAUUGAAACUGUACAUAUUUGUAGCAUAAUAUAAAAUGUUGAAUAAAAUUGCAUACAUAUUUU
Molecule: messenger RNA, 838 nt
Organism: Miniopterus natalensis
Lineage: Eukaryota; Metazoa; Chordata; Mammalia; Chiroptera; Miniopteridae
Gene: IL15
Product: interleukin 15
Biological process (GO): neutrophil activation; positive regulation of tyrosine phosphorylation of STAT protein; positive regulation of T cell proliferation
Cellular component (GO): extracellular region
Molecular function (GO): cytokine receptor binding; cytokine activity
Source: RefSeq, a predicted model, not a curated record